This is a messenger RNA of Penaeus chinensis, 828 nucleotides long. RefSeq lists its product as uncharacterized. The coding region runs from base 65 to 616 and encodes 183 amino acids. The record is from RefSeq and is a predicted model, not a curated record. Lineage: Eukaryota; Metazoa; Arthropoda; Malacostraca; Decapoda; Penaeidae. The transcript is spliced from 7 exons.
UCAUUCUCUGCUAAACUACAGCCUAGUGCCCAAGUACACCAUUCAAUUGCAUUACCUCGGCAAUAUGAGAGUGAACACGUUUUUCGGCUUGUGUCUGCUGUGGCUGGUGAUGCUGCUAGUCUGUACACCUGCUACCCUAGGAGCAGGACACACAAGAUCAGAAGGACAAAUUGAAGGCUUCAUCCACGGCGGUCAGGAUGCAAAGAGGCCUAGCACGGGCGCGUUACUGCCCGUGACGUCUUCCCACCUGCGCCCCUUCCGACCAAACAUCUACUACGGACCGCGACCAACCAGGAGGCGCUGUCUGUAUUUCGACAGAUAUGAGUAUGAGACUGGACCCGUUUUUCGCCUUCUGCCUGGUGUGCCUGGUAAUGCUGCUAGCCUGUACCCCAUCUAUCCUUGCAGAGAGAGGACAUGGCAGAAGAACGAAGAGACAAUUUGGAUUCGGCGGUGGUGUAAAUGCAAAGAGGCCGAGUACAGGUGCCUUACUGAGCGUGUCGUCAUCCCACAGACCUUUCCGACCAAACAUCUACCACGGACGGCGACCAACCAGGAGGCGCUGUCUGUAUUUCGACAGAUAUGGUCGAUGUAUUUACUGGUCGAGGUACUGACUUGAUUACAUGCAGACAAUAUUUACUAUGGAAACGGGUUUCUUGUAUUUAUUAAAAUUUGACACAAAAAGGAAAGACAAAGAAUUUCAGUCAAAUGAAUUUUAGGAGGAAAACGUGUUGCUAACCAAGCGUGAAAUAAGUUUUAAUGUUGACGACAGUGUUUAGAAAUUCCAUGUAUGUCAUUUUGUAAAUUGAAAUAAAACCGUUUGUUAAUUAU